GUCAUAAUCAAGCGACUUGUCAUGCUUUGCUCAUUUUGACAUUCCGAAUGAAACGGAUAGAUAUAACGUUACUGGGGGAAAUGUUUCAAUACAUAUUCAACGCUGAAAUUAUUUGACAUACAACUUGCUUAUCAUACGUUUUGAACCGCAAACGAAGAGGUUUACUCAUAAUGAUGUGGCUGAAGUUUACCAGGUUGACAGCCAUUGUGAAUCUACAGAUAUCUCACUAUGGCAACCUAACAACACUGAGACCUUCCAUCAGAAGUGUCUCUCAGGGCUACUCGCAUCUGGACACCAGGACUCACCGCAUCCGGCCUCUCUGCUGCAGGUUACCCCUCUUAGCUGGCCAUGCCUCCAUCACACUGACCCUGGGGCUUCAGCCCAGAAGAACUAUAACCACAGACCGACCGAGCUGGUAUGAGAGUGUUGCAGACUCUACCCCCGUAUACCUCACGGAGCAGCUCCUUGUGUCCACUCAACAGAUGACAGGUCUGCCGUGGUGGGCCAGCAUCAUGUGCACGACGCUGACCCUGCGUACAGCCAUCACUCUCCCCCUGGGAAUCUAUCAGUCCAUCAUCAUUGCAAAGGUUGAAGCUCUGCAGAAGGAGAUCGCUGUGUUGGCCCGCCAGUUACGCUUUGAGAUCUCUGUAAAAGCCAAAGAGAAGGGCUGGUCAGAGAAAACAUGCAGAUUUCAUUUCAAGAAGAACCUGAAACGAAUUGUGUCUGAGCUUUAUGUUCGAGAUAAUUGCCACCCAUUCAAGGCCAGUUUGCUGAUCUGGGUCCAGCUGCCCAUGUGGGUUUGUCUCUCACUGGCCUUGCGUAAUCUCAGCCUGGGAAUGGGACAUGUUCCCUUUGCAUCAGAUGCAGGUUUGGCAACAGGUGGCGCUCUGUGGUUCCCUGACCUCACUCUCCCAGACUCUACCUGGAUCAUGCCAGUUUCUCUUGGCCUCAUCAAUUUACUCAUCACAGAGAUAUUCGCCCUCAGACAGCUAGAGCCUUCAAAGUUCCAGAAGUAUGUGACUAACUUUAUCAGAGGAAUAUCUCUGGUGAUGAUUCCUAUAGCCGCCACAGUCCCGUCAUCCAUGGCUCUGUACUGGCUCAGCUCAAGUUGUGUUGGCCUGGCACAUAACCUGCUCCUGAGAUCCCCUCGCUUCCGGGGCGUCUGUCGGAUCCCUCCAACACGUUCAGACUCUGAAACCCCAUACAAGGACAUUGCAGCUGCAUUUGUAGCCAAAUACAUUAAAUAGAUGGAUGUGGACGUGGCUAAUUAAAUCAUCACAUCAGCUACUGAAAAUGUGAACAGAACAUAUGGAUGCCUGUGAAUAUAGUGGGGAAUUCAUCCAACAUGACACUGUAACCAAAGGAAUAUUGCAGAACAAAUGCUAGUCCGAUAUGUUUAUUAAAAUCUGCUUUUGGAAAAAAAAAUCUGAGAAGUAAAAUGUUAGGAUAAUGUUAAAUAAAAUAAAAGUUAAUAGUGAAAAAGGGAA
Molecule: messenger RNA, 1487 nt
Organism: Carassius carassius (crucian carp)
Lineage: Eukaryota; Metazoa; Chordata; Actinopteri; Cypriniformes; Cyprinidae
Product: cytochrome c oxidase assembly protein COX18, mitochondrial
Exons: 7
Coding region: 171-1247 (358 amino acids)
Biological process (GO): mitochondrial respiratory chain complex IV assembly; protein insertion into mitochondrial inner membrane from matrix
Cellular component (GO): mitochondrial inner membrane
Molecular function (GO): membrane insertase activity
Source: RefSeq, a predicted model, not a curated record